This is a messenger RNA of Cyanistes caeruleus (blue tit), 783 nucleotides long. RefSeq names its product potassium voltage-gated channel subfamily E regulatory subunit 2 (gene KCNE2). NCBI's taxonomy places the organism in Eukaryota, Metazoa, Chordata, Aves, Passeriformes, Paridae. The record is from RefSeq and is a predicted model, not a curated record. Gene Ontology annotation, biological process: negative regulation of delayed rectifier potassium channel activity; regulation of ventricular cardiac muscle cell membrane repolarization; ventricular cardiac muscle cell action potential. Gene Ontology annotation, cellular component: membrane; voltage-gated potassium channel complex. Gene Ontology annotation, molecular function: potassium channel regulator activity; voltage-gated potassium channel activity involved in ventricular cardiac muscle cell action potential repolarization; delayed rectifier potassium channel activity.
AUCAUAAUUUUACAGAGUUGAUCUUUACUCUUCUGGCUCACCAAAAAUGGAGUUGCAUCCACAUUUAUCCCCAGGAAAGCCCUUUUCCAAUACCUAAACUUGCAGCAAUCAGCACAAAGGCUCAUUCCCAGAUCCGACAGGAUGACUGAUGCAAGCUGUCAGCCAAUAUUUGACUUUCCAGGUGAGAUUAGAUUUAGCUUUUAAUUUAAUAUAAACAUAAAGCGUGCAGUGCAAGGCACUUAUUUCACAGGCAGCUGCUCCAAGCUUUGUGCAGGUUGGAGGCUCCUUAAAGACAUCCCUGAUCUUUUUGGGGAGUUUCAUCCCAUUAGCCAGUGGAGUUGGAAAAUCCUGAGUGUUCUGAAUCUCCUUAGGGAAAGACACAGCAAAGCAGCAUAAUUGUCAAGGAUGGCCAAGCUGCAAAACUUCACUUGGGCAGUGGAAGACAUUUUCAAGGACACUUUCCUCAAUUAUAUGAACAGCUGGAGGAGAAACAUGACAGAAGCAGCGAAUAAACUGCAGGCUGAGGUGGCUGCUGAAAACUUUGACUACGUUAUCCUCUAUCUGAUGGUGAUGAUUGGGAUGUUCUCUUUCAUCAUCGUGGCCAUCCUGGUGAGCACGGUGAAAUCCAAGAGGAGGGAGCACUCCAACGAUCCCUAUCACCAGUACAUCGUGGAGGACUGGGGAGAGAAGUACAAAAACCAGGUUCUGAAUCCAGAAGAUCUCAAGUGUGUGAUCCACGAAAACCUGGGGGCGAGGGAUAAAACAAACCCGGAAUCACCUUGA